This is a messenger RNA of Macrobrachium nipponense, 6732 nucleotides long. RefSeq lists its product as uncharacterized. Gene Ontology annotation, biological process: carbohydrate metabolic process. The record is from RefSeq and is a predicted model, not a curated record. NCBI's taxonomy places the organism in Eukaryota, Metazoa, Arthropoda, Malacostraca, Decapoda, Palaemonidae. Gene Ontology annotation, molecular function: polysaccharide binding; hydrolase activity, hydrolyzing O-glycosyl compounds.
GGUCGAACUAGUUACCGGGGAAGACAGAUCGGCCGACAGUCAGCUAACUACUCUCUCUCAAAGAUGCUGCCUGCGUUGUUGCUGAGCUACUGCGCAGCUGCAGUUGUCGCGGUUCCGAUGGUAGGGGAAGACGCCUGUGGUGAAACUUUCCUGGCUGAGCAGGGUGUCGUUAAGAGUCCUCGGUAUCCUAAAAAGUAUCCCCAUAACUCACACUGCGUGUACAAUAUACUAGCAAGUUCAGAUGCCACCCUGAAGUUGACUUGCACAAAAAUGAACAUUCAGAAGUCCAUCGGCUGUACAAAAGAUUCCUUGAGAAUUAACGGCGUCUCUUUCUGUGGUAGAAAUCCACCGAGAAAUAUCUUCGCCAAAGGACAGAUAAGACUGGAGUUUGUCACGGACGGCUCGAAGAACAAGAAGCGCGGUUUCAGGUGCCUCUACGAGCGGGUCGAGGGUGAUGCCUACAGCCCAGAAUCCUGCGACAGCCGCCUGAGUGAAAAAUCUUCCUGGAACGCCGGCUGGAAUGGCCAAGUAAACAUCCCAGUCGACUCCGAUUUCACAUCCUGGACGGUAGACUUUGAGUUUACAUCUCCAGUUACGUCUUUCGAACAAUGGACUGGCGUAACCACAGCCCUCAGUUCCACCCGAUUUUCUGUCUUCAAGGCUAACGGCCCCAUGUCGGCGGGACAGACACUCUCCUUCGAAAUUCUUUACAGAUUUGCUGAGCAGACUCCAGUACCGACCAUCAAGUUGAUUUUGCUUAAUGGGAAAAACGUAUGCACUGGUGAGGCUGUUACAACAACUACUCCACAACCAACUGAAGUGACGACAGUGACCGAGGCACCUUACACUGGCCCGGGCUGUGCAUUGGAGGGAUCCUCGUACAAUUACGAUGAAGUCCUGCACAAGUCUCUCCUCUUUUAUGAGGCUCAAAGGUCGGGAUAUUUACCCGCGUCUCAGCGGGUCACCUGGAGGAAGGAUUCGGCAACUGACGAUGCUGUUGACGACGACACCCAACAACGCGUCGAUCUGGAAGGAGGAUAUUACGAUGCUGGGGACUAUGUGAAAUUCGGAUAUCCAAUGGCUGGAAUGACCACUGUAUUAGCUUGGGGUGCUAUUGAGUAUGGUGAAGCAUACACAGCAGCAGGUGAAAUGGCUUACAUGAAAGAAGCGGUGAGAUGGGCAAGUGAUUACUUCAUCAAGGCUCAUCCAGAAGCAAAUGUGUUCUAUGGUCAAGUGGGAGAUGGGGAUGUGGACCACGCAUACUGGGGCCGACCUGAAGAUAUGACUAUGUACAGACCAGCAUUCAAACUGACAACGAGUAAGCCAGGGUCUGACCUUGCUGGUGAGACUGCUGCUGCUUUAGCUGCUACUUCAAUCCUGUUCAAAGAUUCAGACCCUUCUUAUGCAGCCAUUUGUCUACAGCACGCUGAAGAUCUGUAUAACUUUGCCAAUCAGUAUCAAGGAAAGUAUGCCCAGUCCAUUACAGAUGCAGCCUCAUUUUACAACAGUUGGGGAGUGUUUGAGGAUGAACUGGCAUGGGCAGCUGCGUGGCUUUACAGAGCUACAAAUAACAGAGAUUACCUGUCAGACGCUAAAAGCCAUUACGACAAGCUUUCUAAAAGUGUUUCUGAAUUCUCGUGGGCAGAAAAGACACCUGGAGUACAGGUACUGUUGUCUGAAUAUGCAGACGAGGCAGAUAGGAGUACUUACACAAGUGAUCUGAAAUCAUUCUGUGACAAAAUGGUAUAUAGCAUGCCAAGAACACCAAAGAAAUUAGUGUUUAUCAAUGAAUGGGGAUCACUUCGCUAUGCUGCUAACGUAGCGUUUAUUUGUUUACGAGCAGCAGAUCUAGGCAUUAGUCCUGGCAUUUACAGGCAGUUUGGUAAAGAACAGAUCCACUACAUGCUGGGAGAUGCAGGUCGUAGCUUUGUUGUAGGAUUUGGACAUAAUCCUCCUCAGCGUCCUCAUCAUGCGAGCAGUUCGUGUCCAUUAGCUCCAGCUCCUUGUGGGUGGAGCGACUUUUCUUCUACUGAACCUAAUGUGCAUGAGUUAACAGGAGCCUUAGUAGGAGGACCUGAUGCCAGUGAUAAUUAUGUAGACAGACGAGAUGACUAUAAAAGUAAUGAGGUAACUACUGACUAUAAUGCUGGAUUCCAAUCAGCAGUUGCUGCUCUGAGGGUACUUGCCAACUGUGGUAACAUUACAACUAUAACAGUGUAUACGUCGACAAAUCCGGAGUCCACUAAUCCUGGUGAGACAACAGACAGCCAGUCAACAAAUCCAGAAACUGUUGUUUCAACGACCAGUAAGCCAACUGUAAUCACAACACCAGGGACUGUAACGACUGUGACCCAGGCUCCUUACACUGGCCCAGGAUGCGCAUUGGAGGGAUCCUCGUACAACUACGAUGAAGUCCUGCACAAGUCUCUCCUCUUUUAUGAGGCUCAAAGGUCGGGGUAUUUACCCUCGUCUCAGCGAGUCACCUGGAGGAAGGAUUCAGCAACUGACGAUGCUAUUGACGACGACACCCAACAACGCGUCGAUCUGGAAGGAGGAUAUUAUGAUGCUGGAGACUAUGUGAAAUUCGGAUAUCCAAUGGCUGGAAUGACCACUGUAUUAGCUUGGGGUGCUAUUGAGUAUGGUGAAGCAUACACAGCAGCAGGUGAAAUGGCUUACAUGAAAGAAGCGGUGAAAUGGGCAAGUGAUUACUUCAUUAAGGCUCAUCCAGAAGCAAAUGUGUUCUAUGGUCAAGUGGGAGAUGGGGAUGUGGACCACGCAUACUGGGGCCGACCUGAAGAUAUGACUAUGUACAGACCAGCAUUCAAACUGACAACGAGUAAGCCAGGGUCUGACCUUGCUGGUGAGACUGCUGCUGCUUUAGCUGCUACUUCAAUCCUGUUCAAAGAUUCAGACCCUUCUUAUGCGGCCACUUGUCUACAGCACGCUGAAGAUCUGUAUAACUUUGCCAAUCAGUAUCAAGGAAAGUAUGCCCAGUCCAUUACAGAUGCAGCCUCAUUUUACAACAGUUGGGGAGUGUUUGAGGAUGAACUGGCAUGGGCAGCUGCUUGGCUUUACAGAGCUACAAAUAACAGAGAUUACCUGUCAGACGCUAAAAGCCAUUACAACAAGCUUUCUAAAAGUGUUUCUGAAUUCUCGUGGGCAGAAAAGACACCUGGAGUACAGGUACUGUUGUCUGAAUAUGCAGACGAGGCAGAUAGGAGUACUUACACAAGUGAUCUGAAAUCAUUCUGUGACAAAAUGGUAUAUAGCAUGCCAAGAACACCAAAGAAAUUAGUGUUUAUCAAUGAAUGGGGAUCACUUCGCUAUGCUGCUAAUGUAGCGUUUAUUUGUUUACUAGCAGCAGAUCUAGGCAUUAGUCCUGGCAUUUACAGGCAGUUUGGUAAAGAACAGAUCCACUACAUGCUGGGAGAUGCAGGUCGUAUUGUUGUAGGAUUUGGACAUAAUCCUCCUCAGCGUCCUCAUCAUGCGAGCAGUUCGUGUCCAUUAGCUCCAGCUCCUUGUGGGUGGAGCGACUUUUCUUCUACUGAACCUAAUGUGCAUGAGUUAACAGGAGCCUUAGUAGGAGGACCUGAUGCCAGUGAUAAUUAUGUAGAUAGACGAGAUGACUAUAAAAGUAAUGAGGUAACUACUGACUAUAAUGCUGGAUUCCAAUCAGCAGUUGCUGCUCUGAGGGUACUUGCCAACUGUGGUAACAUUACAACUAUAACAGUGUAUACGUUGACAAAUCCGGAGUCCACUAAUCCUGGUGAAACAACAGACAGCCAGUCAACAAAUCCAGAAACUGUUGUUCCCACUACUCAAAAACCAACUGUAGUUACAAGUGAAGGCACAUUGUCACCUACGUCAGCAAAUCCAGAGUCUACUAAUCCUAAUGAAACUACUGACAGUCAGUCAACAACUCAAGAGACACUUGUUUCAACUACCAAUAAUCCAACUGUAGUCACAACAGAAGGCACUUCGUCAUGUGAGAGUAUAUUGCAGGUAUCCAGCUCUUGGAACACUGGCUGGAAUGGUAAAGUCAACAUCCCUAUAACUACAACAAUCACUUCAUGGACAGUUGAAUUUGUGUUCACAUCACCAGUGACGAGUUUCGAGCAAUGGACUGGAACGACUACAGCUCACAGUAACACCCGAUUCUCAGUGACGAAGGACAGUGCCCAGCUGUCCCCAGGCAGUAUUCUCGCCUUCGACUUUCUUUAUCGAUACAAUGAAGGUCCAGCUGUGCCAAGCAUCAGAUCGAUUAAGCUCAAUGACCAAUAUAUCUGCGACAGUGAUGACCCACUAUUUUCUACUGAUGCGCCAGUGACAGUAACGACAGUGACCCAGGCUCCUUACACUGGCCCGGGCUGUGCAUUGGAGGGAUCCUCGUACAACUACGAUGAAGUCCUGCACAAGUCUCUCCUCUUUUAUGAGGCUCAAAGGUCGGGGUAUUUACCCUCGUCUCAGCGGGUCACCUGGAGGAAGGAUUCAGCAACAGACGAUGCUAUUGACGACGACACCCAACAACGCGUCGAUCUGGAAGGAGGAUAUUAUGAUGCUGGAGACUAUGUGAAAUUCGGAUAUCCAAUGGCUGGAAUGACCACUGUAUUAGCUUGGGGUGCUAUUGAGUAUGGUGAAGCAUACACAGCAGCAGGUGAAAUGGCUUACAUGAAAGAAGCGGUGAAAUGGGCAAGUGAUUACUUCAUCAAGGCUCAUCCAGAAGCAAAUGUGUUCUAUGGUCAAGUGGGUGAUGGGGAUGUGGACCACGCAUACUGGGGCCGACCUGAAGAUAUGACUAUGUACAGACCAGCAUUCAAACUGACAACGAGUAAGCCAGGGUCUGACCUUGCUGGUGAGACUGCUGCUGCUUUAGCUGCUACUUCAAUCCUGUUCAAAGAUUCAGACCCUUCUUAUGCAGCCACUUGUCUACAGCACGCUGAAGAUCUGUAUAACUUUGCCAAUCAGUAUCAAGGAAAGUAUGCCCAGUCCAUUACAGAUGCAGCCUCAUUUUACAACAGUUGGGGAGUGUUUGAGGAUGAACUGGCAUGGGCAGCUGCGUGGCUUUACAGAGCUACAAAUAACAGAGAUUACCUGUCAGACGCUAAAAGCCAUUAUGACAAGCUUUCUAAAAGUGUUUCUGAAUUCUCGUGGGCAGAAAAGACACCUGGAGUACAGGUACUGUUGUCUGAAUAUGCAGACGAGGCAGAUAAGAGUACUUACACAGGUGAUCUGAAAACAUUCUGUGACAAAAUGGUAUAUAGCAUGCCAAGAACACCAAAGAAAUUAGUGUUUAUCAAUGAAUGGGGAUCACUUCGAUAUGCUGCUAACGUAGCGUUUAUUUGUUUACGAGCAGCAGAUCUAGGCAUUAGUCCUGGCAUUUACAGGCAGUUUGGUAAAGAACAGAUCCACUACAUGCUGGGAGAUGCAGGUCGUAGCUUUGUUGUAGGAUUUGGACAUAAUCCUCCUCAGCGUCCUCAUCAUGCGAGCAGUUCGUGUCCAUUAGCUCCAGCUCCUUGUGGGUGGAGCGACUUUUCCUCUACUGAACCUAAUGUGCAUGAGUUAACAGGAGCCUUAGUAGGAGGACCUGAUGCCAGUGAUAAUUAUGUAGAUAGACGAGAUGACUAUAAAAGUAAUGAGGUAACUACUGACUAUAAUGCUGGAUUCCAAUCAGCAGUUGCUGCUCUGAGGAUACUUGCCAACUGUGGUAACAUUACAACUAUAACAGUGUAUACGUCGACAAAUCCGGAGUCCACUAAUCCUGGUGAGACAACGGACAGCCAGUCAACAAAUCCAGAAACUGUUGUUCCCACUACUCAAAAACCAAUUGUAGUUACAAGUGAAGGCACAUUGUCACCUACCUCAUCAAACCCAGAGAUAACAGAGUCUGCUAACCCUAAUGAAACUACAGACAUCCAUUCAACAAAUCCAGUGACUGUUGUUCCAACUACCCAUGAACCAACAUUAUUUACGAGUGGUGGCAUUUCAUCUUGUGAGAGUUUAUUGCAAGUUGUUAGUUCCUGGAACACAGGCUGGAAUGGUAAAGUUAGCAUCCCUAUAUCCUCGGCAAUCACUUCAUGGACAGUUGAAUUCGAAUUUACAGCUCCCUUGACGAGCUUUGAGCAAUGGACUGGAACGACAACAUGGCUCAGUGACACCCGAUUCUCAGUGACUAUGGACAACACCCAACUGUCUUCUGGCAGUACUCUCUCCUUUGAUUUCCUGUAUCGGUUCGCUGAGGGAUCAGUGGUUCCAGUUAUCGCAUCAAUAAAGUUCAACGGAGACACUAUCUGCAUCAGAGAAACUACCACAACGACUUUACCUGUUGGAGGCUAUGCGUGUACCAGUGUGAAACUAUUAAACGAAUGGACAGGCAAUUACCAGCUGGACGUCAGCGUCACCUUCCCAGUGACAGUAUCCUCCUGGACAAUCAUCCUCACAUUCUCAGACACCGUCGAUCACGUCGAGGCCUACACGGCGAAUGAGACCACCUCUGGCAACACAGCGACUCUCGUUAACGAGAGUUACAAUGGCCUACAGACAGCUGGACAGACCUUGGUGUUAGGAAUGCAGGUUUCCUACUCGGGUUCCAACAAACCGGCAAUCACUUCAAUUGAAAUGAAUGGAAUAGAGCUUUGCAUUGAAUAAUAAGAAAUGAAUUCAUUCAAUAUCAUCUAUCUUGUCCAUUUGUUUAAAGAAAGAAAAUUCCAGUGGGAGAUACUUUGUUUAUACAGU